AUGAAUCGACUCUUGAUUACAUAAACUGGAGAAUAACUAAGAAAUGAAAUGAAAUAAACAGCCUACCAAGAAAGGGAUGGAAAACAAGUUAAAAAGAAGGAAUAGAGAUUCCCUCAACUUGUUCGUUAACCUACCAAUCUAUUGAUCGAUACUGAGAGGGAUAAUAUUUUGUAUCAAAAGACUCUGUCGGAAGUUGCCCUUUCCAAUCUCAAUAGAGUAGCUAGUCUUAGUUUAUUGGGCCAAAGAAGCAAAAAUAAAUUAGAAACUCACAUCAGAGAAGAGUUGAAUCUGCCCAAUAACUUUUCUUAUUUAAAUUAGAGUCUUGACAAGCAAUUAAAUAAAAUUCUUUCAGAUAAGGAUUUGAAAACCAAGAGAAAAAGACAUCUUUUGACAGAAUUGAAACGAAUUGAUUAAAAAAGAACAACUUCCAAUAAUGAUGAUAUCUCCCACUUCUCUUCAUGCAUCGAAGAUUAUGAUAAAAAUCAAAAGAUGACUGCCAUUAUCAAUGCAGAAGGCAAAUUGGCUUAGUUGACCAGGAGAUACAAGUAAAAGGAAUUAAAUGAUUAAAAAUUAAAGUUGAACCUAAAUAUAAGUUUAGAGAAAAUGUAAGAACGUAAAAACAUGCGAAUUGAUGCUAUUAAUCCUCUGAGUCCUGUUUAGAUGAAAAUAAAUUCUUAAAGAUAAUUCGAUGAAAUGUUUUAUGAUAAUUCAGAUGAAAGAUUCCAGAAUAGAUUACAAGAGAAACAUGUAAAAUAAGUAUGUUAGGUAUGGAAUCAGCAUCAAUUUCCAAAGUAAACAAAGCGCUGGAUGUAAUUCAUAUAAAAUGCACAAUAAAAGAAAAAAUAAUGA
Molecule: messenger RNA, 849 nt
Organism: Paramecium tetraurelia
Lineage: Eukaryota; Ciliophora; Oligohymenophorea; Peniculida; Parameciidae
Exons: 2
Source: RefSeq, a predicted model, not a curated record